AUGUGCAAUUUAAAGAAGCUUUGGUUAACUUUUUUUAUUGAUCACUGGGGUAGUGAAGACAUGUUGCCGUUCAUUGGUAAUAAAAACAUUUACGUAAGUUUUAAUAAAUGUUAUUCAUACAAAGUGAUAAAUAACAAAGUAAUUAAAACUAUUGAAGAAUCAUUAUCGUGUGAAGAACACGAAGAAGCUGAUUCUAGGAUAAUUUUUCAUAUUUGCCAAAUCGAUUUUGACGCAGAAGUUGUUAUACGCUGUUCUGAUUCUGAUAUUUUAAUUAUACUUCUGGGAAAUAUGGAUCACCUGAAAAAAUCUUUGAAAAUUUGGAUAAAUAUGGGUGUUGGAAAUCAUCAGCGUUACAUAAACAUCAAUGAAUUGUACCGAAUUCUUGGUGACUCUUUAUGCAAAGCUUUACCAUGCUUCCACGCAAUCACCGGAUGUGAUUACACGCCAGCUUUUUUUAGAAAAGGCAAAGUUAAGCCUUUUAAAAUAUUAGAAAAUUCUGAGGAAUACCAGUUAGCUUUUGAUAAUAUAAUUUCGGAUGAUAAAGAAGUACUUGAAACUACGUUUGUAAUCCUGGAGAAAUUUAUUUGUCAAAUUUUGCCACCCUGUAAAGUGGAAUUGGAACAGCAUUUAUUGAGGGUUCGUUACGUGACGAAAAUUUGGAGAAAUGCUCACUUAAAACAUCCAACAUCUUUAUCUCCAAUGGCUUUUGGGUGGACCAUUAACGGUGACAAAUAUGAUUUUGUUUGGUUUUUGGGAGAUCAAUUACCAUCCUCAGUUGCAGAUAUUAUUGUUCAAAAUGAUAGAGUUUUAGAAGAUAACGAAAGUUCCCAAGAAGAUGAUAUGAAUGACACCGACAAAGACAGCGACGAUGAUGAUGAUGAUUAUGAAGAUGCCUCUUUUUGUGACGUCACUAUAGGCUAA
Pieris macdunnoughi is the source of this 921-nucleotide messenger RNA. The record is from the annotation of a GenBank genome assembly. Lineage: Eukaryota; Metazoa; Arthropoda; Insecta; Lepidoptera; Pieridae.